AUGGUUCCAGACAGCUCCCCAGAGACUCCUGUGUGUGGAUUAGUCUUCCUUCUCCUCCAGUCUUCAAAGACUGUCAGAGAUACCCCCACUGGCCCAGAGGUGUGGCUGCGCCAGCAGGCGCCCAGGUGUGGGGACAAGAUCUACAAUCCUUUGGAGCAGUGUUGUAAUGACGACACCAUCCUGCCCCUGAAUCAGACCAACCUCUGUGGCCCUAGUUGCACCUUCUGGGCCUGCUUUGAGCUCUGCUGCCCAGAGUCCUUUGACUCCAAGAAGUAUGUUGUGAAAUUGAAGAUUCUGGGUGUGAAGUCUCGGUGCUAUUCCUCCCCCAUGUCUGGGGACGGUGCCAGGUAA
Molecule: messenger RNA, 351 nt
Organism: Hyaena hyaena (striped hyena)
Lineage: Eukaryota; Metazoa; Chordata; Mammalia; Carnivora; Hyaenidae
Product: insulin growth factor-like family member 3
Exons: 3
Coding region: 1-351 (116 amino acids)
Molecular function (GO): signaling receptor binding
Source: RefSeq, a predicted model, not a curated record